AUGGGCAUUCCUGUCGACGAUGAUACACGGGAAAUUAACAAAGAUUUUAGAGCUGCUGAAGAACAAGAUAGUGGGGAUUCAAUAACAGAAAAAUCUCCGUCAACACCAUUUCUUCCUAGAAUACUUGCUAAAUCAAAAACAUCAUCAACAUCGAUAUCUUCACCAUCAAAAAUGAUUCCCAAUGUCUCUGGUUUAUUAACGUUUGCUGUUAAGAGUCCAACUGGUCGAUACAUGAUUCAAGGAACAAACAAUCGUUUUGGAUCCAUCCAAGUUGAAACUUGCGUAAUAGACAGUGGUUGCAAUUCCAUAUUAUUACCGUUAACGGAUGGCGUACAAAAAAUAUUUCAAGAAUUUGGAGAUAAAAAGUAUGAGUGGUCUAUAGUAGGGGUGGCACAUUUUCUUUACUGAUGCGUUACUUUACUGAGUAAAGCAACGCUUUCAAAUAUCACCGUAUGAGUGACGAACAACCGAAAAUGUAUUGUUUUAUCACCUUCCGGACACAAUGCG
This is a messenger RNA of Didymodactylos carnosus, 507 nucleotides long. The record is from the annotation of a GenBank genome assembly. Lineage: Eukaryota; Metazoa; Rotifera; Eurotatoria; Philodinida; Philodinidae.